Sceloporus undulatus (fence lizard) is the source of this 3315-nucleotide messenger RNA. RefSeq lists its product as uncharacterized. Bases 186 to 1088 code for a protein of 300 amino acids. The transcript is spliced from 2 exons. Lineage: Eukaryota; Metazoa; Chordata; Lepidosauria; Squamata; Phrynosomatidae. The record is from RefSeq and is a predicted model, not a curated record.
UGGCUUGACUCUAUCCUUCCUUCUCUCCACUCCUCUCUUUCAAAAAAAAAAGUACCUUUCCCCUCUUUUUCUUCUUCCUUCCUCCUUGUCCUUCCUCCCCCAACCAUGGCGGGUGAGGAAGAGGCCAGAGCAGAGGGCGAGCUAGCUUCCACCCAGCCUGGGCCAGCCCCGGCUUUGCUGGAUGCAUGCCCAGAUGCCUCCAACUCAGAAGCCAGCCAGGGGGUGGAAGCGUAGCCGCAACAGGCGGAGGGAGCCUCCUCACAGCCUGCUGCCGGGGCCAGGGCUUCCCAACCGACCCGGUCAGGGUUGGCUCAGGGAGACCCUGCACCGCCAGCGCGAGAGACCAUCCAAGGGGAGGAGCUCCUUUCAAGCCAGGGAGUCUAGAUCCAACAAGUCUCGCUGGGGUGACUCCAAGUUCAGUAAACGAAACCGAUCCUCCUUCUCCCCUAAGAAUGGAGGAGGCUCCAAGCCAUCCCAGAAAAAUCAGCAAUCAUGACGGGGUCCCUCCAGUAGGAGGCCGACUCCAGGGAUUUGCACCAGCUUGGGAGAGAUCGAUGACAGACAGAUGGGUUCUUGAUCCUGUUCGACAGGGAUACAAGUUAGAAUUUCACCACGUCCCUCGAGACCUGUUCAUUCCUUCUCCCAAAUCAAGCGAUCCCGAUCAACACCGCCUCCUACUGGAAGCCAUCGACCAUCUGGUCGCUAUCCAAGCCAUCGAGCCGGUCCCAGACGACCAAAAGGGACUAGGAUGCUAUUCCGCCUUCUUCCUUGUACCAAAGAAAAACGGGUCCUGGAGGGCCAUCCUGAACCUGAGGCCAGUCAACCAAUUCGUCCGCAAGAGGAAGUUCAGAAUGGAGACCCUCAAGUCCAUCAUGGACAGCCUUCAACCCGACAACUUUCUCUCUUCGGUAGACCUUCAGGAUGCUUAUUUACAUAUUUUGAUUCAUCCUUCUUCACGUCAUUUUCUCCACUUCAAGUAUGGCAGCCACCAUUUUCAGUACAGGGCUCUCCCCUUUGGGCUCUCUUCGGCUCCCAGGGUGUUCACCAAGGUCAUGGUGGCCCUGGUCACUCAUUGGAGGACUCAAUGACUCCACGUUCAUCCCUAUCUGAACGACCUCCUGAUCAGGUCCCCCUCAAAACAACAAGCCAUGCACGACACCAACAGGGUCCUCAGAUCAUUGGAGGACCACGGCUUCCUGAUUAACCGGGAGAAAAGCUCCAUUCAACCCAGACAACAGAUCCUCCACCUGGGAUCCCAGAUAGAUACACGAUCUGGGAUGGUCUGCCUCCCUCCAGAGCGGAUCAUGACCAGGGCAGUACUAAAGUUGCCUCGAGCCAGCCUGCAACUACUUGCCCACCUGCAGGGCCUUAUGAUUGCAGCUAUCGAAUGCUUGCCCUGGGCGAGAUUCCAUGCCAGACCCCUCUAGUGGUUUCUCCUUCCGCACCAGCGGCCCAUUGCUCUGAAGGGACAUCUCAAGAUACAGAUGCCUGACAAGAUGCGGCAGUCCUUGAGAUGGUGGACCUCCCAGGCAGUCUUGAAGGGCCGCCCCAUCUGGGGGACAGAGAAGAUCCAGAUCACCACAGAUGCCAGCCUUCAAGGUUGGGGGGGCAUUCUGCGGCCCUCACCUGGCUCAGGGAUGAUGGAAUCCGGAGGAACAGUCACACAGCAUCAACUGGUUGGAACUUCGAGCGAUCCGCCUAGCUCUCCAGUCCUUCGGCCACCUGAUUCUUCACAAGGCGGUCCUCGUACGAACAGACAACAUUACCGCCAAGGCACAUGUCAACCGCCAGGGCGGGACAAGAUCACGAUCCCUGAUGAAGGAGGCUCAGUCACUUCUGACGUGGGCAGAGCACAACCUGCUGUCCUUGGAGGCCAAACAUCUCCAGAGACAACUGAAUUCCAAGGCCGAUUGGCUAAGUCGGAUUGACAUCUUCACCCGGAGGUGUUCCAGACAAUAGUAAAGGUCUUCGGCCCCCCGGUCAUAGAUCUGUUCGCCUCUCCCAUCAAUGCCAAAACUCCCAGAUUCUUCUCGAGAUUCAAGACUCAAGGGGCAGAAAACUUUGACGCCCUAAACUGCCACUGGCCAGAGGGCCUUUUGUACACCUUCCCCCUAGUUCUGCUGUUGACAAAACUGUUGUCCAAGGUUCGGAGGACCGGAGCGGAAGUCAUUCUGAUAGCCCCGGCUUGGCCCAGGCGACCCUGGUUCUCGGAGCUCCUCAACCUAUCCACCCAGAAGCUCCCUCUCCCAGCCAGGGCAAACCUGCUGUCCCAGGGGCAAGUUCAUUAUCCAGACCCGACCUGGCUUCAGCUUCACGCCUGGAAAUUGAGAGGGACGUGCUGACCGGCUACGGCUAUUCCCCCGAGGUGAUCGAGUCCAUUUUGGCAUCAAGGCGCCUGUCUACCAUCAGAAUUUACGAAUAUACCUUCAAAGCGUUCAAGAGAUGGUGAAAACGAAAAAAGAAAAACUUCAUUCAGGUCACAGUCUCCACACUCCUACAGUUCCUCCAGAAUGGUUUCGAUCAAGGCCUCCGACCUAACACAGUUAAGAGACAGGUGGCGGCGAUUACCUCAAUACUGCCGCAUGACCAAGCCGCUCGGACAUCCCAACACCCUAACAUCAGAAGAUUACUAAAGGGGGUCUCCAACAGGACGCCUCCGACAAGGCAUCGCUUCCCCUCAUGGGACCUACACAAGGUCCUGAAAGCUCUGAUUACACAUCCCUUCGAACCACUGAGGGAGGCAUCCCUAAAAUGCCUCACCUUCAAAACUCUCAUACUUACAGCCGUUACGUCGGCCCGCCGAGUGUCUGAGAUCGGGGCUCUGUCAGUGAGGAAAGAGCUCUGCAUCAUCAGACCGGACUCCAUCCUACUGCGACCGGAUCUGACCUUUAUUCCCAAAGUGAACUCGGUGUUCCACUCAUCCCAGGACUUUGUACUGCCUUCCUUCUGCCCGCGAGCAACUAGAGAAUUAGAGAAGAUCUGGCACACCCUGGACGUGCGCAGAGCCAUAAAAAUCUACCUCAAGUGAACAGCAGCUUUCAGGAAGUCGGAAGCCCUCUUCUUUUCUUUCCAGCCAAGAUCCAAGGGCAAGAAGGUCUCGCUAUCGACACUCUCUAGGUGGAUCAUGGAGUGUUUCAUCACCUGUUACAAAACUCUAGACCUAACCCCUCCAAAGGGCAUCACGGCCCACUCCACCAUAAGCGCGGCCACCUCGGCGGCAUUUUCUACUAAUGCCCCCCUUACUGAAAUCUGCAGGGCGGCCACAUGGAAGUUGCCUUCCACGUUUGUCAGGCACUACAAGCUGGACAUUUUUCA